GCAAUUGUUUGGCUCCGCCCACAAAGCAACGCAGGCGAGGGAACCUCCGGGAUAAGUCAAAGAAACAAUGGGUUACUAUACUGCAUCCUUAUAAUUAAAUGUACUGUUUACACAGAGAGGAGUGGACUUAGCGAAACUACUGGGAGCGAUCGACGAAAUUGGGGAAAACCCAAAACGACAGGGAUCGGUUUGAGUUUUCUAUCAUUUGGUUGGGAUUAUAACCAGCUCCAUUAUUUGCGUGUUCACUGUUCAGGACGAUGAUAAAGCAAUAAUCCGCAGACACACAAAUCCGCUGAUAGAGACAUUGUCUUCUCUUAUUCGUGGCUUGUGUGCUGACUUGCGUAAGUUGAACAUUUGUCAGUUGCUGUAUUAGGACUAUUAUUAGCUACUGCAGCUUUAAAAGAAAUAACAAUUUGCGCAGAUCGGAGAAAGAAAACCCGUGUGUCGUCGUAGCUGCAUGAAGUGUUGACGCCACCAUUUCUUCUGUUCCCGGUGGAUCCGUAAGCGAGAUCGCCUGUCUGAAUAAUUUAAUCCGUGUAAAAUGAGCUCGGAGGAAGCGGCAGCACCGAACAAAAACACCGCCACCGAUGGGGAUGGCAUGUCCUGGUGGUACCGGUGGUUGUGUAAGACUGCUGCUGUACUGGGUGGAAUCUCCUGUGCGGGGAUGGGUAUUUGGAACUGUGUGACUGUGCACCCCUUAAAUAUCGCUGCAGGAGUCUGGAUGGUGUUGACUGCAUGUGUGUUGUUCAUCUGUGAAGUCCCAUUCUGCUGUCAGUUUGUGGAGUUUGCGAAUGCCGUAGCAGACCGAGCGGACAGGAUGCGACCCUGGCAGAAAGCAGUGCUUUACUGUGGGAUGGCACUGUUCCCUGUGUUUCUCAGCCUGUCCAUCACCACGCUGUUUGGAAACGCUAUUGCCUUUGCUACUGGAGUGCUUUAUGGACUUGCUUCCCUUGGAAAGAAGGGGGAUGCGGUUAGCUACGCUCGACUGCAGCACCAGAAACAAGCUGACGAAGAAAAACUCGCAGGCACGACAGAUGGCUCGGCUCCGUGACUCCUCUCCCUUCUUCCGUUACCUCUCGUUCUUCUACCUCUCCCAUCCCUCUCUCCAUCUCUGUGUCUGGGAGAUUCUUCUACAGCUCAUGUUGUGAUUUUUAUUUAUGCUAGAUUUAUUACUUUUCCAUCAGGCCUGAGAUCUGUGGUCUCUCAGUUUUCACGUUGUAUAUUCCUUUUUUGUUGUUUGAAUUUUUUUUCUGCUGCAAGGGUGCUCUGGUCGUGAUUGGCCGUUGUGCAGUGAAGCUUGAUUUUCCUUUUUAUUUAUAUGAAAUACUUGAUUGAGACACUUAACCAACCUCAUACACAGACAUCUGAACAGAAAACCAGAAUGCAUGUUACUGACUUAUCCUCAAUCCUCUUUCAUAUUCAUCUUUACACUAUUGCUUACUGCAGCUGUUGGAAGUUGUGGUGGGUGGGAUUUUUUCACCUGAAUUCUCCACUUUGUAGAUAAAAAAAUUGUGAUUGGUAUAGCUAUUUCUCCAGGAUGUUAUUUAUAAAUAAUCUGGAAUGUGAAUUUCUGAAUUUAUUUUGUCUGCCAGUGAAAGCUCAUGGUAGAUUAAGGAUGCAACCACAAUCCACCUGGCUGCAUAUUUAAUAUGGAAGAUGGAAGUGUAUUUUGUGUAUGUGUCUGUACAUGCGUGCUGCACCAUAUGUCCUGAACUUCCAAAGUACUGAAAAUACAACCCCAUUUAAAUGUAGCAUAAGAACACUAGAGCAUUAGAAUUCUUCUAGAACACUGAAUUGUUAGUGAUGAUGAAUUACAACACUACACAUUUUCAAGCCUGAAAGUACAGACAAAAAACUGUGCCUUAGGAAGAGAAAGACAAGGCAACCAGGCCCUCUCAAAUUAAACAGAAUAUGCAAUUCAUUUUUGCAGCAGAAUAAAAGAAAGCAUAAUGUUAAAAACCAAAAGCUUAAUGCUACAGUAUGUUGGAAUGUUAACUUAUUAAUGUUAGCCUAGGAACAAAAACACUGACUGAAGCUAAUGGCCCCAGCUAGGAACUGGCCAGCUAAGAACUUACUUUACUUAUAUUUUACAAGACAAACCAUUAAACCAGCGUUAAAGCUCUUGGUUAAAGUCAGCCUAGUUUGAGGUCAGAAGUGUACUUAGAAUGAAUCCCUUUCUUCUUCAGGUCAAAGUUCAACCUUUCUUACCAGACUUCAGGUACUUCUCAUUGAAGGAAUAGGAUAUAACAUGCAUGUAAGAUACAACAAUGUAAACUUAUACAAAACAGACAAUUUAACACUGAGACGUCCCAUUUGAAAACAGUUACACAGGUGUUGACCUAAAAUUAAUAUCACUGCUCUCCAUAAGGCCAUAGUUACACCAGCAGGAGUUCAGCUCAGCAUUCUCUUUUGACAAGUCAUUAACAAACUACUAACCUGUGUAUUGUCCAGGACUCAGUAUGAAGAUCACUGCCUCUUGGUUGUCACUGUUACUGUGAAUUCAGAAUAAUGUGGCACUGUAACUACAGUUGCCAAAAAAAAAAAUGCCUCUGACAGCAGUGACACAGUAGUGCAGGAUUUUUGUUCUAGUUUAAAUACUAGUGGUUGGGUAACCCUCCUGAUGAUGCAUGUUGGAGGUGGAAGUCAAUUCUGAAAGAUUCAAACUGUUUUUGGACUGUUGUUGGUCCUUCCCCCCAGCUACUUUGGUAGAUAAUGUAGAACAAAACAUUUCAAACUAAACAGACCUCCCCUAAUUAUACCAAACCAAGUAAAUAUACAGUUCAUGUUUGAAGUAGUAUCCAGGGCAUACUCUUCCAUACCAAAUGUUAACAUCAGAUGGCUAGAUACAGCAAUGUUUUCUAUAGCUGCCUUACCGCAGUUUAAUUCAGAGGCCAAAAGGGCAAUGAUAGUUCAUAAAACAGAUUUCAGUUUCAGUCAUUGUAAAAUACUGUGAUCCAUGCACACCUAUGACUGCGUCAGAAUAAUUGAAUUCUGUAUUAAUGCACCAGGUUUUAAACCAGUAAUUUUAGUCAUUAAGCCAUUGUUUUGUCCAUAGAAUGCCCUGAACUUUGCCCUUUUAUGUUGCUUAGCAACCAAAUCUUACUGUUAACUGACCACACUGUAUGGCAGAAGAAUUGUGAAUAUUAUUAAUAAUAAAUUAUUCAUUGAA
Messenger RNA from Pangasianodon hypophthalmus (striped catfish), 3169 nucleotides. RefSeq names its product calcium channel flower domain containing 1 (gene cacfd1). Lineage: Eukaryota; Metazoa; Chordata; Actinopteri; Siluriformes; Pangasiidae. Gene Ontology annotation, biological process: vesicle-mediated transport. Bases 542 to 1051 code for a protein of 169 amino acids. Gene Ontology annotation, cellular component: membrane. The transcript has 5 exons. The record is from RefSeq and is a predicted model, not a curated record.